AUGCAACUUUAUGUGGACUACCGACAGUUAAACAAAGUGACUGUGAAGAACAAGUAUUUGUUGCCUAGGAUCAAUAACUUAAUGGAUCAAUUGCAAGGAGCUGGAGUAUUCUCGAAGAUUGAUUUAGGAUCCAGUUACCAUCUGAUAAGGGUGAAAGAGGAUGAUAUUCCAAAGACUCCAUUUAGAACACGUUAUGGUCACUAUGAAUAUGUGGUGAUGUGCUUUGGGUUGACGAAUGCACCUGCUGUGUUCAUGGAUUACAUGAACAGAGUAUUUCGUCCCCUUUUUGGACAAAGAAGGAAACCGUUGGAAUUUGAAGUGGGUGAACACGUAUUUCUAAGGGUUACUCCAAGAACUGGGAUCGAAAGGGCGAUCAAAACGAAGAAGUUGAAUCCGAAGUUUAUUGGACCUUUUGAAGUGUUGAGGCGAGUCGGGCCGGUGGCAUAUCAAGUAGCUUUGCCGCCGCAUUUAUCUAACUUGCAUGACGUAUUCCAUGUGUCACAACUUUGGACGUACACAUUGGAUACAGGUCAUGUGUUAGAGCCUGACUUGGUCAAAUUGAAGGAGAAUCUGACUUUUCAAGUCACACCAGUGCGGAUCGAUGAUACUAGUGUGAAGAAGCUACGUGGAAAGGAAGUUCUGCUGGUAAAGGUAGCUUGGAAUAGAGCUGGAAUGGAAGAGCACACUUAG
Messenger RNA from Arachis stenosperma, 690 nucleotides. RefSeq lists its product as uncharacterized. The transcript is spliced from 2 exons. Bases 1 to 690 code for a protein of 229 amino acids. NCBI's taxonomy places the organism in Eukaryota, Viridiplantae, Streptophyta, Magnoliopsida, Fabales, Fabaceae. The record is from RefSeq and is a predicted model, not a curated record.